Messenger RNA from Clunio marinus, 198 nucleotides. NCBI's taxonomy places the organism in Eukaryota, Metazoa, Arthropoda, Insecta, Diptera, Chironomidae. The record is from the annotation of a GenBank genome assembly.
AUGGAAUCUGAAAAUGUGGGCACUGUCGAUGUCAUCAAGGUUGUACUGGAGAUGCUUUCGAAAGCAGCACGUCAGUUGAAGAUAGCACCAAAUGGUGAGAUUUGUUCUCGAUAUGGAUAUUUUAAAUGUGGCAUAUUCGACUGUAAAAUCAAUAAGUUUGAAACUAUACCCGCACUGGAAACUGUUGUAAACACUUAA